AUGAAAGAAGAUCACAAGAAAAUCAGUCUGGGGCUCCUGUACAGUUGCUCGGGAAGAGACCUUUGUAUGAAAAAAGAACGCCCGCGAAAAAAAUCCGAACCGGCAUUGAAGGAGCAAAGUGCCAUUUUCGAAGCCGUAGACGCCGUCAAAAAACAGGUAGCUAAUAUUCAAAGCAUGGACAAAUACACGCACUUUGGUAACUUUGUGGCGGAAACUCUGCGUGGUAUGCCUGAUGACGCUUCCGACGAAAAAAUAAACGUUAUAAUGACAACGCUUAUUUCAAAGAUCCAAUACGUAGACUAUGAAGGGAUGCAACAAAACGCUUCCGAUGCGUCAUCUUAG
Cylicocyclus nassatus is the source of this 342-nucleotide messenger RNA. The record is from the annotation of a GenBank genome assembly. NCBI's taxonomy places the organism in Eukaryota, Metazoa, Nematoda, Chromadorea, Rhabditida, Strongylidae.